Drosophila novamexicana is the source of this 1139-nucleotide messenger RNA. RefSeq lists its product as uncharacterized. Lineage: Eukaryota; Metazoa; Arthropoda; Insecta; Diptera; Drosophilidae. The record is from RefSeq and is a predicted model, not a curated record. The transcript has 2 exons. The coding region runs from base 588 to 950 and encodes 120 amino acids.
UAAAUUAAUUUAUUUUGUAUCGCACCGCCUUACGAUGCGCUGGCCGUCUGCCUCUGGCCUUCCGGUGGACAAUUGGCUUCCACCGGCUACCUGGCCGACUUAAUGUCGCAUAAAAUUGCAAUUUGCAUUGUGUGAUGGCUGCCGCUACAUCUGCUGGAGUUUGCAUCGCUUUGGAUGGGCAUAACUUUAGCUGCUGGAGCGGAUGACUGGCAAUGGACAACGCUAACCACACACCCAGGAUGCAUGGAUAGCGGAUCGCCGUAUUUUCACGCCUGUUUAUGCCCGAAGGCUGAGUGAUAUGCAGCCUGCGCUGCAUCAUUUUUGCACGUACGGGUGGCGCUGUGUCUGGCCACUCGGCGUCGAGUGGAUGACGUUUCGCUGGCUUCCAUUUGUGCUGAGCAGGCCGCUGACGCAUUCGCUGGUCCAGUUGUGCAGGUACGGCGUAUGCUGGGCUGGAUAGAUGGCCUCUGGGUAGCCAUCCUUCGCCUGCAUCUUCGUCGCCGCUCCAAUUUGGCAGUUUGCGCCAUUUUCAGCUGGAUUUGGUGGCAUUUAUUUGCCGUAGUGACCACCGUCGUGCGGUGCAUGUUAUGCAGCUGAAUGUCCGGCUGGGCAUUCUGCUCAAUUUGGAGUCGCUGCGUCUGGCCAAGGGAGGCCGUUUUGACAACAUUGUCCCAUUGCUGGAGAAGCUGCUGCCCCUUAAGGACUGGAUGCUCAAUAAGAGGCUGCUUUUUCGUGCCAAUGGAGUCCAGCGAGGACGCCGUCGGCUGAUGCUGUUGUGCCUGCCUGUACUCAGGUACAGUUUGUGCAAUUUGCAGCUCGUGUAUGUGCUCGUAGGUGGGCGUGGCGGCUGUCGUCGGCUGCUGUUGCGCGUUCGGCUGCUCUCGCAGGACAGGCUGCAGAUUUGGCAGGCGUUGCUGGUGACCAUAGGGGGCAUCGGAGGAUCCUGUUAGCCAUCGCUGCUGUGCUUGCUGCCCCAAAAGGACAGGCUGCGGAUUUAGCGGGCGUUGCAGGUGCCCAGAGGAGGGCAUGGUGGCUAUCAACGGCUGUUGCUGCCUGCUCAGCUGUCCCCAUGGCACAGACUGAGGAUUUUGCAACUGCUGCUGGUGAUCACAGGAGGCACUGGUGGCUUCAAUUGACCA